Molecule: messenger RNA, 855 nt
Organism: Sitophilus oryzae (rice weevil)
Lineage: Eukaryota; Metazoa; Arthropoda; Insecta; Coleoptera; Curculionidae
Exons: 6
Coding region: 266-739 (157 amino acids)
Source: RefSeq, a predicted model, not a curated record
GUGGGUCGCUGUCAUUGGAACAGUUUUACUUUCAAAUCCUGCAGCGAGAAUUACAAUGAACGCACCGAGAAUAUUUGCAAGUAAUUCUAUUUGAUUUGUAAACUCUCGACCAAGUUUAAAAAUUCUUUUGUUGGUAUGCUCGAAUUUUAUUUAAAUAAUAUGAAGCAAACUAGUGACAAAAGUGAGACCGGUUCUUUGAAGUUGAAAAGUUAAUGUGUAGUUUUGGAGUUAGUUUGUGGUUUAUGUAAAAUUCAGUGUAGUUGGAAUGCCUUCAUUAACUUUAAGGAAUGGUCUCAUUCUACUCAGCCUAGUUUUACAUGUCACAAAUACUCACCAAAAUGAUAAUUUGGAAUAUAAAAAAAGCCUAAAGGAUGACAUAUCAAGAACAAAAAGGGCAACAAAGAAGGGAUUCUUCAAAACGCUAUUUUCAGUUGCUGGUGAGCAAUACCAAGACACGAGAGACACGUUUGGAAAAGUUAACAACCUCAUAAAUGAUAAUUUUUUACCAGAACAUCAACCAGUAGUAGAGACAACCACAAAACCUAGUAACCCAAAUGUAACAACCACUGCUGCUCCUUUUAAAAUCACUAGGUCCGAAUUCAACAGAAUUAUAAGGAGAAAUCUCAGAGGUCUCGUCAGGCUGUUCAACAUAGAAUUACAAGAUGCGCUAAACCAAUCAAAGAAGAAUAAAGCCGAAUAUGACAAGCAAGUAUCAAAGGAAGUCUCCAAAUUCUUAUAGUGAUAUUUAAAUUAUUAUAAUGUACAUUAUAUAGGGUGAGUCAUAAAUAAGUACAAAUCUUUUUAGGGGUAGUAUAUUUUAUCCCCAGAAACACGAUUAUGAGUUUUUUUUCGCGA